Messenger RNA from Penicillium cosmopolitanum, 402 nucleotides. RefSeq lists its product as uncharacterized. The coding region runs from base 1 to 402 and encodes 133 amino acids. Gene Ontology annotation, molecular function: hydrolase activity. The record is from RefSeq and is a predicted model, not a curated record. The transcript is spliced from 3 exons. NCBI's taxonomy places the organism in Eukaryota, Fungi, Ascomycota, Eurotiomycetes, Eurotiales, Aspergillaceae.
AUGGAACCUACUAUCAAGUAUGCCAGACAGGAACUGGGCGCAGAGAAAAUCGCUGGGGCCGGUUACUGCUUUGGUGCGAAGUAUGUCUGUCGCUUUUCGAAGGACAAGAAGCUUGAUGUGGGCUAUCUGGCCCACCCCUCGUUUGUGUCUCAUGAGGAACUUGGCGGCAUUACUGGUCCUCUCACCAUCGCUGCAGCAGAAAUCGAUCAAAUCUUCACCGCCCAGCUCCGACACGAGUCUGAGGAUAUUCUCAAUAAGGCUGGUCAACCUUGGCAUAUUAGCCUCCAUGGUGGUGUCUCACACGGAUUCGCUGUCCGCACCGAUUUGAGUAACAAAGCUUUCAAGGUUGCGAAGGAGCAGGCUUUCGUGCAGGCACUCAGCUGGUUCAAUCAUUAUAUGUAA